AUGAUAAUUUUCAAUGGAGAAAAGUACUCGUGUGUCUCUUGCAUUAGAGGGCAUCGAUCUUCUUCGUGCAAGCACAGCGACCGGAUGCUCGUCAAGGUUCGUACCAGAGGGAGACCUUCACCAUUAGAUGUGAGAAAAGUCAUUUUGGUGGACAAGAACUCGCGGGUCGAUGUGCCAGACGGCCAAAGCCAAAACCAAGGACAAAACCCAGGCCAAGUCCAGGGACAGAGCGAAAGUGCGAUGGAAGAUGAUACAGAACCGUUGUGCACUGGGAUGAACAAACAGCCGGUGCUUUUCCUAAGAGCUAUUGCAACCAAGAAGGCCCUUCUUGUCGAUGGGAACUUGAAGAUUUUGGUCGCGUCGGAGUCAAGUACGCCGGACUCAGAGGUGACACGAGAAUUACAGAUGAAAGAGGAUGAGAAGAAGUUUGUUUCAGAGCACGAGUUUUUGCUCCAACACUCGACACGGCCCACCGCAGCUGCAUGCAGCAGCUGUUCGGGCAAGAACAAACAGCUUUUGAGUCGCGGAGACGAUGAGUUCUCCGCAGGAACCGUAUCGAAACGGCUAAAGGUGGAAAAUGAUAACUCAUCUAUGGAUCUUUCCAUUGCGGCAGAUGGCUCCACUAUCCCAUCCAGCAACAGCAACAGCAACAGCAAUGACAAUCACAAAUCACAAAAUCCACAUAUGUUCCAGGACUCUGUUGUGCAAUUGUUCACACAGAAAGGCGCGUACUUGAGUACAACAUGCUCUUGUGACGAUAACUGUGGUUGCAACAACUGUCUAAUACACAGGGAAGAAGAAGAACUUGAGAAAUAUUUACAUGGACUACAACAACCGCUAAUUAAUCUAGGGAGUGCUCAUCUUUUCACGACCACGAACAACAACAAGUCGGACCACAUAUCGAUCCAGAAUCAAGACCCCUCAGAAACAGAUUUGCUAAAUCCCAUCAACAUCGGUGCCAAUGCGCAAGGUUACAGCGAGAUAUGCCUGUGUGAUCACAAUUUGUGCGAAUGCCCCAACUGCUUAUUUCAUCCAGAAGAACACAUAACUCUAUCUGAUAUACUGAUACACGGCGUCUUGCACUAUAAAUGGAAGAAGAAAACUGUAAUACACUACAAGAACAAGGCUAUACGAUCAAAAUACUGGUGGGAUUUCCUCACUUCACAAGUACCAUCGCUGAGUACAGAAGGACUUCGAUCUUUGGAUCUAAUUAAGUGGUUUGACAAUCUUGUGCUGUCGAAUAUAGUUGAGUUGCCAGACGUGAAUGAUUAUGGCUACUUUUCGAAGCAUAUAGAUGGCGCUAAACACAUUAAUAACGUUACAGAGAGUGCAAAUCCGCACCUUAAAAUGCAUAACAAUCAUAACGGCAGAGGAGACGAAGACGCAGGGACACAUUGUAUGAAUAAUAGUGGGAAGAAUAUCGAGAAGGAAAAUUUGAGCUUCGCGAAUGACCCUAGGGCUGCCAAUGCUAGUACCUCCUAUAUGAUUCUUUAG
Kluyveromyces marxianus DMKU3-1042 is the source of this 1494-nucleotide messenger RNA. RefSeq names its product Mac1p (gene MAC1). Bases 1 to 1494 code for a protein of 497 amino acids. The record is from RefSeq and is a predicted model, not a curated record. Lineage: Eukaryota; Fungi; Ascomycota; Saccharomycetes; Saccharomycetales; Saccharomycetaceae. Gene Ontology annotation, molecular function: RNA polymerase II cis-regulatory region sequence-specific DNA binding; copper ion binding; DNA-binding transcription factor activity, RNA polymerase II-specific. Gene Ontology annotation, biological process: positive regulation of transcription by RNA polymerase II; intracellular iron ion homeostasis; intracellular copper ion homeostasis. The transcript has a single exon. Gene Ontology annotation, cellular component: nucleus.